This is a messenger RNA of Haliotis rubra (blacklip abalone), 1434 nucleotides long. RefSeq lists its product as uncharacterized. NCBI's taxonomy places the organism in Eukaryota, Metazoa, Mollusca, Gastropoda, Lepetellida, Haliotidae. The transcript has 9 exons. The record is from RefSeq and is a predicted model, not a curated record. Bases 273 to 1118 code for a protein of 281 amino acids.
CAAUAUUGCAAUGGAUUACACUUUUUACAACAGACGAGUCCAAAGGUAUUUACUUGGAAAACCGGGGGACCAGUCUCUUUGAGGUUACGGAAAGGGACGAAUGGUAACGAAUGUUUCAUUGUGUGAGAAAUGUGCCAAUGGGUGAUCAGGAAACGCACCACGUGAUCUGGUGUAUAGGUGAUUCCCUAUACGUGAUUUCCAGGCACAAAACCCAGUUGAGACAGGGAGAACUUCUGCAGUUAAUUACAGUUAACUAAUGUGAAACUCACGUCAUGGAGGAUAGACCGACGACAACGUCAGCAACGACUACUGUUCAGGGAGGCAACAACAACGAUGGAAAUGAUCGUGAAACUUGCGUCAUGGAGGACAGACCGACGACCAAUCAACACGGAGGAAUGCAGCUCGGCAACAACAACAGCAUCACUUACAAAAGCUGCGCCAUCACUUACAUCACGAACAUCACCAACAACUGCAAACAAUGUCACCAAGCUGAGGAACAUGUUGUGUCAGCAGAUACACCACGUGACCUCAUGUUACGUUCACCUGUAAACACGACGACCAGUGUGAGGCUUGUUGACUGUCAGGGGAGAGAACUGGAGCUGGGGGAUGUAGUGAUGUUGGCGUGGUUAGAAGAUACACCACGUAACCUGAUCCCAAGUUCCUCUGUACACACGACCACCAGGGAGAUGGUUGUUGACCGUACGGGGAGAGAACUGGAGCUGGGGGAUGUGGUGGAGGCUGAAGGAGAUAUAAAAGUGGCUAUCUACGCAGGUGGGUAUGAUGGCGUUGUUGCAGGAGACGGGAUGGUCAUCGGAUUGGACACGAAGACUCGGAAGAUCGUCCACGAACCAAUAAAUGUGGUGGAACCUUUCACUUCACGUUCACCACAAGAUCUGAACAUGAGUCCUAAAUUCAGCCCCAUGGAGAUUGUAGAGAGAGCCAAGUCCAUUGUCGGUCCCAGGAAUCCUGAUGGACCGGUGGACAUUGUGUUCUGGUGCUGCACAGACAUGACAUUGGACGAGUGGGUCGUAUGCAAUGAAGUACACGCCACAAAUCCUGAAAUUGUGCGUCUACGAAGUCUGAAUGCCGCCCACUCAGUUCCGUUCCCGACCAAUUGACAGACAAUGCCUGACCAUUGAUCACACUACAACUCGCCGACUGAUGAUCUCCUGUGAAUGAGACUUAUAAAGAAUGAAGCAUUGUAUCUGAUACACAAUGAAGGUGUAUUUCAAACAUUUGGCUGGUGUUUCUAGCAUGUAAUUUCAAGUUGGGUGUUUUUAGCUGAUUGAAUUUCUCUACUGUGUGUUUUAAUAUAUAUAUAUAUAAAUCUAAUUCUGGUUCACUGAUGCAUGCUUGACGUCUACAUAAGUGCGUGCCAUGUCAAGUAAACAAUGUAAAACCCUCAAUCAGCUCGUCUAUUAAAUUAUUAAAAUG